GAGAGAGAGGAGGGGAGACAGAGAGAGCAAGAGAGAGACGGCGAGCACACGCCUGAAAGUUUUAAACCUGUGAUCACGCUAGGUGAUGCGAGGCAGGACUGGGGAUACUUCCAAUGUGCCAGGACAAAGGAAAUUCUUUGACAAGGAAAACAGUAAAGUGUGAAGAGAGAUUUGGGAUUUUAUUGUUUACACUUCAUUGACCAGACGAUUCGUCAGGACUGGGGUGAUGCGGUAUCCUUUUUAAAACCACUCCAUUUUGCAAAGCCAUUUUGCAAAAAAAAGGACCACAGGACGGAGAAUAAAUACUCUUUCAACACUCGCAAGCUGAGGGCAACACACACUUAUCUUUGGGAUAUGGAGUCCGAAAAACACAUAAAUAUUUGACAUGUUAAGACCUUCCCCACACGCUGUGGGAACAAAUGGCCACAAGUCCAUUGGAUAUAUGAAGUGACUGGACCAAAGGGAUGAAAAGGAACAGAUUUGAUUACAGGAAAGCUACAAAUCGCUGCUCGUAAGAGACCAGGAUGGGGCCUGCACCUUCAAGAUCACCAUGACGGAGAAAAUGCAGGCUAAGAACCAUCAGAGUUCUGAAGACACAAAGUCACCCCUAAUGGAUUACUGCAGCCGUUUUUGAAUAAGAUCAGAGAGUGCAGAAAGCAGAAAGCAAUCACUCUCUUAAGGGGAGAGGGGGCACUUGCAUUUUGGCCCUUUUUACCGCUGACAGGAAAGAGCCAGAAGCCAGAAGGGGGCUGUCAUUUGCGAGCCGUUUUCUGCCACCACACCACACGCCUCCCUCCGUGCCUGCUACCCAAUCCCCUGAACGGCGUACGUACCCCCAAAAACCCCUACCACCCCCACUCCCCAGUCCCGAAGGAGCCUCGUGAACAUGCUGGCAAAGUUUGUGGAGACCUCCAGAACAGAGCGCCUCCGUCUCCACUCCUGCGUCCCCGGCCAGCCUACCCCGGGCCUCUCCCCACCAGCCGCGGCGCCAUGUCCCAAAGAGAGCAGGUCUCACUCCUACAACAGCUGCUCCAGCUGCCCGACCACAACAGCAGCAGCAGUGGGGGUGGUGACGGCGGCAGAGGAGGGGGCCCUCUGGACUACAACAUGGAGGGCGAUGAGGAGCCCUUUCCUCUGCCUCUGCGCUGGGCCUCACUUCUCAUCAUCCUGGUCAUCAUCCCCACUAUCGGGGGCAACAUCCUGGUCAUCAUAGCCGUGUCGCUGGAGAGGAAGCUGCAGAACGCCACCAACUACUUCCUGAUGUCCCUGGCCGUGGCCGACCUGCUGGUGGGGCUCCUGGUCAUGCCCCUGGCUCUACUCAGCGUGCUCUUCAACUCGUCCUGGCCCCUUCCAGAGUUUUUGUGCCCCAUUUGGCUGUUUCUGGACGUGCUCUUCUCCACCGCCUCGAUCAUGCACCUCUGUGCCAUCUCCCUGGAUCGCUACAUAGCCAUCAAGAGGCCCAUACAAGCCAGCCAGUACAAGUCCCGCUCCAAAGCCAUGGCCAAGAUCGCACUGGUGUGGUUCAUAUCCAUCGGAAUUGCCAUGCCGAUUCCCAUAAAGGGCCUGAAGAACUUCCAUAUUCCAAACAACAUCACCUUCAAUCAAAACCACACGUGUCUGCUCAAGCAGGACACUUUCCAAGAGUUCAUCAUGUUUGGCUCGCUGGCUGCUUUCUUCAUUCCACUGACUGUCAUGCUGGUCAUAUACCUGCUGACCAUCCAGGCCUUGCGAAAGAAGGCGUACCUGCUUAAGUCACGAGCGUCACAGAGGUACUCCAGGCCCACCAUUACCACGGUCUGCCAAAGGGAUCAGCAACCCAACUCCUCUCCCCCUGAGAAACUGACCAUGCUGGAGGGGGGUACCAAGAGGGACCGAGCAGCAGGCAGCCCGCCCAACACCCUGACUGGACACGACAUCCCCAUGCGCAGGAUGUCUACCAUGGGGAAAAAGUCCAUGCAGAACAUUAGCAAUGAGCAGAGGGCGUCCAAGGUGCUUGGCAUCGUCUUUCUGCUCUUUGUGGUCAUGUGGUGCCCCUUCUUCAUCACAAACGUGACGGCGGUGCUCUGCAAGAGCUGCGACCCCAGAGUGGUGGGCCGGCUCAUGGGCAUCUUCGAGUGGAUUGGCUACGUGUCGUCGGGCGUCAACCCGCUGGUUUACACGCUCUUCAACAAGACGUUCCGGGACGCCUUCGCUCGAUACAUCACGUGCAACUUCACCGGGGCGCCGCGGCCCCCCAAAGAGGACCAGAGCAAGCCUCUCAAUCACAUCUCCUUUCGCUCCUCCGUGGCGGAGAACUCCAAGCUGUUCAUGAAGCACGGCAUGAAGAACGGCAUCAGCCCUGUGAACUACCAGAGUCCUCUGCGGAGGAGGGCGCCACCUAUCCAGUCCUCCGCCACCGUUCUGCUGGACACGUUAUUGCUCACGGAGAACGAAGACUGUAAGCCGGACCAUGAGCAUGUCAGCUAUGUGUGACCUUCCCAAGACAAAGGAGGUCAUUGUAUGCAAUAAGGAAUAAUCGGCUUUUGAGAAGAAAAUACGCUUUUUUGAAAAAAGAAGAAACAAUACUACUAACAGUAUUUGUUCUGAGUGCCAUGUAAAGCCUAGUAAGCUUAAGUGGCUGAUUGGAUUGACAUAUUGUUGGAAUAAAAUGACGUGGGGACCUGACCUCUAUGUCGACUCGAUAAUUUCCAGAAUGGGAAAGAGACAUUUGAUUUCGACAAUCAAAACAGAGACAAAAAUAAUUUGUCUAACAGCAUGGAUCUAUCUUUUGAGCCCUAUAUGUAUACAAGAAUUAUGAAUGUCACAUUUGUUUUUUGUGCCAAUAAGCAAAAUAUUUAUAAUUUGCCUUUAUUGAAAAAGCUUCUGAAUUGUAUUUUUUUUUCAUUAAAAAAGAAAACAGCCAGCUGAUGAUUGUAGAUGCUAAGAGAGACAAAGAUGUCUUAGGGCAGGCUUUGGUGUUCUUGCCAAGUAAAACAAAUAAAGGUUACAGACAAGAGAGAGACACUUCAGUAUUUCACAGAGAACAGCCUUGAAAAUACGUGCCAAGUUGGGAUUGCCAUAACACAGACGUAUUUGUUAUUAACGACUGUUUAUUUAAGUGUUCAUAAUGAACUGCCGCGAAAGCGGUGGUGGGAAAGACAUACUGCGGAUUUUCAUUCCUCUUCCAUCCUGACUUGCAAGAUAGAGCAGACUGUAGGUGAGGACGCAAACUAAUAACCAAAAAACAUCUUAAGUACUAAUCCAAUCCAUCAUGGGGCGUGGGCAUGUAUAACAGACAUGCCAAGUAAUAAAAUCAUAACAGGCCCUUCUCUGAUGAUUAAUCACUUUAUGUAGCAGCGUAGUAAGAAAAAUCCAUCAGAAGGCUGCAUAGUCUAUCUAUGCAGAAGGAUUGCGGGAAGAAGCAGCAAUAUACUACCAUACUCCAUCAAUGGUGUCUACUGCAGGUCAGGGGAAAACACUUGGUAUUUCAAAGAUGGUUGAACUACCUCACAUAUUUUCCAUUAACAAAAAGUACCACGUCUUAGCAAUAUGCACAGUUGGACCAUCAAAUUUGACAGUGUGAAGCAUGUCUCAAGGCAAAACAAAUGUGCACGUGCGCACGCACAUUCACACCGCAUUUGUAGGCUGUAAAUAAAAUGGCUAAUAUCCUGGCUUUGCCUUGGUUCAUAUGAGAACAGCAGGCUACUUCAUAGUUAUCUCCUUGACAUGACAGGGUAACACUUUAAUUUUAAAGUAUGUGAGACCGUGUUAGCAUAGUGUUAGAUUUUUCUUACAGCCAGUUGAUGAAGGUCCAUCACAAAGCCAUUUUUGGGCUUGAAUUAGUCUGCACAGUACCCCAAAAGAACAGUUACAUAGGGCAGAGCAGUGCAGAGCAAAGCAGAGGAGUGUGAUGGGUGAAACCAUGUCAAUGGAAGAGGACUGAGGCUUUGUGAGUGGAAUAAGUUACAUAUUAUAAAGGAGAAGAGAAAGAGGAACGGUGACGGUGAGCGCAUUUUGCAAUAACCUUUGGCACUGGGCUUGA
Messenger RNA from Engraulis encrasicolus (European anchovy), 4021 nucleotides. It is a transcript of the gene htr2b, whose product is annotated as 5-hydroxytryptamine (serotonin) receptor 2B, G protein-coupled. Gene Ontology annotation, biological process: chemical synaptic transmission; regulation of behavior; vasoconstriction. NCBI's taxonomy places the organism in Eukaryota, Metazoa, Chordata, Actinopteri, Clupeiformes, Engraulidae. Bases 991 to 2472 code for a protein of 493 amino acids. Gene Ontology annotation, cellular component: dendrite; plasma membrane. The record is from RefSeq and is a predicted model, not a curated record. The transcript is spliced from 4 exons. Gene Ontology annotation, molecular function: neurotransmitter receptor activity; G protein-coupled serotonin receptor activity.